AUGGCUCCAACAAGAGAACUUACUCAUCAAAUUUAUGAAUAAUUCACUAAAUUCUCAGUUGGUUCUGGAUUAAAAGCUGCAUGUUUAUUUGGAGGUUAAGAAAAAUUUAUAUAAAAAAAUUAAUUGAAUUAACAUCCUCAUAUAUUAAUAGCAUGUCCAGGUAGAUUGAUUGAUUUAGUUGAAUCAGGAAGUACAACAUUAAAAGGUGUUACCUUUUUAGUAUUAGAUGAGGCAGAUAGAAUGUUAGAUAUGGGAUUUGAACCAUCAAUAAGAAAAAUAGUUGCUUAAACUAGAGCUGAAAGAUAAACAAUGCUAUUUUCAGCCACUUGGCCUAAAGAAGUCUAAUCAUUAGCUUUAGAUUUCUGUACACAAUAACCAAUACAUAUAUAGAUUGGAAGUCUAGAUCUGACUAGCAAUAGAUAAAUAUAAUAAAAAGUAGUCAUCUUAACAAAAGAAUAAAAAGAAGAUAAACUAAAAGAAAUAUUAAAAUCUUUGGGUACUAGAAAGAUCAUCAUUUUCUGUUAGACAAAGAUUAAAUGUGAUUAAUUACAACUUUAUUUGAUUUAAGAUGGAUUAAGAUGUAAAUCAUUGCAUGGAGAUAAGAGACAAUCAGAAAGAGAUUUUGUAAUGAAUAGUUUCAAAAGAGGAGAUACUACAGUAUUGGUGGCAACAGAUGUAGCAUCUAGAGGAUUGGAUAUUAAGGAUAUUGAAUUUGUAAUUAAUUUUGAUAUGCCAAAAUUGAUUGAAGAUUAUGUACAUAGAAUUGGCAGAACAGGUAUUAAUAUUUAAUUAAUUAUAUUAUUAUAGGUAGAGCAGGAGCAUAAGGUGUAUCUAUUUCAUUAUUUGAUUCCUUUGAAGAUGUCAAAUUAGCAGGUGAUUUAGUUGGAGUACUUAGAGAAUCAUAAAAUGAAGUACCAGGUGAGUUAUCUCGUUUAGCUAAUGUUAAUAAUUAAGGUUAUACAAAUUAUCGUAAGUGGAAUGCCCCUUCUGGUAAAAUCCAGUAUUGCAGUUGA
Messenger RNA from Paramecium primaurelia, 1013 nucleotides. The record is from the annotation of a GenBank genome assembly. NCBI's taxonomy places the organism in Eukaryota, Ciliophora, Oligohymenophorea, Peniculida, Parameciidae.